AUGCCCUUUGACUAUUCUAGGGUAGACUAUUCUGCCUCAAGUUGUCGAUUUUUCCCACUUCUACUUCGAACAAUCAGUGCCUCUUUCACCCACCCACAACUGAACAUGUUGCUCUCUCAGCUAUUCAUUCUCUCAAUGUUUAUGUUUAUCCAUCAAGUGAUCAUCUCUGCCACUAACAUUGAUGGAAACGUUGCCAUUUCAUGUGGUGCCUCUGGCGAUUUCCCUGCACCAGAUGGACGAGUAUGGGUUGGAGAUGCCAGUUUCAGUUCUCCAUUGCUACAGUUAAAGGGAAAAUCUAUAAAGUCAAGAGUCCCCCACCAGUUUGCUGGUUUGUGGGAUCCAGUUCCUUAUAAGUCAGCUCGAGCAUCUCGCCAUGGGUUUACCUACCAGUUUUCAGUGAAACCAGGGCAAAAGUUCAUACGCCUACACUUCAAGCCAGCUUCAUACAAAGGUUUCAAGAAGUCCAAAGCCAUUUUUACUGUCAAAACUGGUCAGCAUACCCUGCUCAGUGACUUCAUCCCUACCCUUCCUGCUGAUGCUCUGGGCAUAAACUAUUUCAAGAAGGAAUUUUGCAUCACUGUACAAGAAAGUGAAACAUUGAGCAUAACAUUCAUACCAUCUCGCUUUUUGGAAGACACUUAUGCUUUUGUAAAUGCAAUCGAGAUUGUUUCCAUGCCUGCUGGUCUGUAUUUCACACCAGAUGGCAAUCAGGGAGUCCGUGUUGUUGGGCGAAAGCACAGAUUCUACAUUGACAAUAGCACAGCACUGGAAACAAUUCAGCGAAUAAAUGUUGGCGGAAACUCUAUUUCAUCCUUGGAAGAUGCAACCAUGUUCCGGGACUGGGAAGAUGACUCUAAUUACCUGAUAGAAGUUGGUGCCUUUUCGAUCAACAGAGCCGUUCCAAUCAGAUUUACUUCCUCAGCAACUCAAAGUGCACCAAAAGAAGUUUACCAAACGGCCAGGUCAGUGGGUGCACACUGCCAUUCUAAUGUCUGUAAUCUCACUUGGAACAUCCCACUUGAUUUGGGAUUCAGAUACCUUGUUAGGCUCCACUUUUGUGAAAUUGAACCUGCGAUGACAAAUGAAGGUGAAAGGAAUUUCACUAUUGUCAUAAAUAAUCAUAAUGCUGAAGAUGAAGCUGAUGUGAUCAAAUGGAGUGGAGGACAUGGAAUUUCUGUAUACAGGGACUAUGUUGCCAUUAUGGAGGGUGAUAGAAGGGAAGGUAAGCAUAAACUUUCUAUAGUUUUGCAGCCAAAGUUUGCUAAAAUCAGUAAUCAUAUUAACGCCAUCUUGAAUGGGCUAGAAGUAUUCAAGAUAAGCAACCCUGACAACAAUCUUGGCAGUGUGAGCCCUAUGCAUCCUGUUACUACUUCAACACCAGAGCAAUUUGUUUCGUUUACUACAAAGAAUAAAAUUGCAACUGUACUGACAUUGAUAGUCACUUUGAUCAAUGUCGUUGUUUAUUACAUUAGGUGUAAUUCAGAGAUAAACUCUGGCAAGAUGAACAAUAGAAUAUCUUGCGGGGAGCAUCAGUGUCGUCAAUUCUCGCUGGAUGAGAUGGUAAGAUCAACCAACAAUUUUGAUCCACAGCUUGUCAUUGGGAGCGGUGGAUAUGGCACAGUAUACAAAGGUGAUAUUGAUGGCGGAGAGACCACUGUAGCAGUUAAGCGAUUGAAAUCGGGAUCUAGCCAGGGGGAGAAUGAAUUUUGGACCGAAAUCAAAAUGUUAUCUACGCACCGCCAUGAGAACCUUCUAUCCCUAAUUGGUUACUGCAAUGAAGGUCCUGAGAUGUUAUUAGUUUAUGAUUAUAUGCCUCGAGGAUCACUUGCUGACCACCUCUUCAAAAUGGACACAAGUAGCUCCUCUCUCUCUUGGGAACAAAGGCUCAAAAUUGCUAUAGGUGCUGCACGUGGACUGGAUUUCCUUCAUACAUCUCAAAAUAGAGUUAUACAUCGUGAUGUCAAAAGCUCAAAUAUUCUGUUGGAUGAAAAUUGGGUGAGUAAGAUUUCAGAUUUUGGGUUGUCCAAAAUGGGACCUGGAAAUGAAUCAGCUACUCAUGUUAGUACACAAGUCAAAGGCACAUUUGGGUACCUCGAUCCAGAGUACUUCCUGACUAAUAGAUUGACAUGGAAAACUGAUGUGUAUGCUUUUGGAGUAGUACUAUUUGAAGUGCUCUCAGGAAGGCCGGCAGUCAAUCUAAGACUGCCUGAGGAGCAACAUGGACUUGUAGCAUGGGCCAAACAAUGCAUCAAGGAAAGAGAAGUUAAUAAGCUUAUUGAUCAGAAUCUGGCCGGGUCUAUCUCCUCAACUUGUUUAAAGGUGUUUGUAGGAAUUUCUCUUGAAUGCUUCAAUGGUCGUCCACAUCAACGGCCUGCAAUGUCUGAAGUGGUGAAAAGCCUGGAAUUAGCAUUAGUAUCUCAGCAGAAUGCAGGUGAAGACAUCAUUUCAUUUGAUGACACAUCAACAUCUCAGUUAAAGGUUGAAGAAAAGAGGGCAUCCAUCAAAGAGGAUUGUAAUGGCGUUGAUAUAGCAGAAAGGAGUGCCAUUUCAAGGACAAAGGUAAAAUCUGAGGAUAAAAGUCUCUACAUCGCUUCACCAAGAUGGUGGGAUUUUUUUGGCCUUUUCAGAAAAGCACCACCAAAGCCAUGGAAUCUUGUUUAUCCAAAUAGCCAGAUAUUACCGCAUCCCAAUUUACGGAUGUUUUCUUUUGCUGAACUCAAGGCCGCCACCAGAAAAUUUAACAAUGAUACGGUGCUGGGAGAUGGUGGUUUUGGGAAAGUUUACAAGGGUUGGCUUGAUGAGCGGGCUUCUUCUAAGAGUGGUCGCACUGUAAUUGCUGUUAAGAAAUUGAAUUCUGAAAGCUUACAAGGAUUUGAAGAGUUCCAGUCUGAGGUGAGCUUUCUUGGAAGACUUUCUCACCCUAACUUGGUCAAACUCUUGGGAUACUGCCAGGAAGAUAAAGAACUACUGCUUGUCUAUGAGUUUAUGCAAAAAGGAAGCUUAGCAAACCAUCUUUUUGGAAGGCGCUCUGCUGCUUUGUCACUUCCAUGGAAUGUAAGGCUUAAAAUUGUGAUUGGCGCAGCUCGAGGCUUGGCAUUCCUACAUGCAUCAGAGAAGCAAGUUAUCUACAGAAACUUUAAAGCCUCGAAUAUAUUACUUGAUGGCUCUUACAAUGCGAAGAUAGCAGAUUUUGGCAUGGCAAAACAAGGUCCUUCGGCUAGUCAAUCACAUGUGUCAACACGGGUAAUCGGAACGUAUGGUUAUGCUGCUCCCGAGUAUGUUGCAACAGGACACUUGUACGUGAAGAGCGAUGUCUAUGGUUUUGGUGUCUUUUUAUUGGAAAUGCUAACAGGUCUACAGGCAGCAGACUCAAACCGCCCAAGCAACCAGCAUAAUCUGGUUGAAUGGAUUAAGCCACAUUUAUCUGAUAGAAGGAAGUUGAAAGACAAGAUAGAUUCGCGGCUUGGAGGAAAAUAUCCAUCCAGAGCUGCAGUUCAAAUAGCACAACUGGCACUGUCAUGUCUUGAAAAUGAACCUAAAACCAGACCAUCAAUGAAGGAAGUAGUGGAGAAACUAGAACAUAUUGAGGCUGCCAAUGAAAGACUCAACAAGGAGCCUAGAAUAAGUUCGAAACAUCAGACUGCUGAAUAUGGUCAGCAACCUUUGCACCAUCCUUCUCCAUAUAAUCCGAGGCACGAUGUGAACCGAGCCUAUCCACUCCCUAGAAGAGCAGAAUGAAUAUGUUACUACUUUUUAUGUAUGUAAAUAAAACAAUAUAUGAAGAAACUAUGAUAGCUUAGUUAUCCAAAUACAGACAAUUUCUUCUUCUUUUGUCGUGACCUCUUGUAUGUCUAGUUGGUGCUGUAAUCUUAGUUUGUGAGGUGAAUUUGUAAGGCCCUGUGUGGCUUUGGGUUGUGAUUGUUUUAGUGAUGCGUAAAGAGUUCAUUAUUUUGUACA
This is a messenger RNA of Lycium ferocissimum, 3957 nucleotides long. Its product is annotated as receptor-like protein kinase FERONIA. Lineage: Eukaryota; Viridiplantae; Streptophyta; Magnoliopsida; Solanales; Solanaceae. Gene Ontology annotation, biological process: protein phosphorylation. The coding region runs from base 1 to 3738 and encodes 1245 amino acids. The record is from RefSeq and is a predicted model, not a curated record. Gene Ontology annotation, molecular function: ATP binding; protein kinase activity. The transcript is spliced from 6 exons.